This is a messenger RNA of Manduca sexta (tobacco hornworm), 2293 nucleotides long. RefSeq lists its product as uncharacterized. The record is from RefSeq and is a predicted model, not a curated record. The transcript has a single exon. The coding region runs from base 642 to 1472 and encodes 276 amino acids. NCBI's taxonomy places the organism in Eukaryota, Metazoa, Arthropoda, Insecta, Lepidoptera, Sphingidae.
UAUUAUUAUUAAUACCGAGGGCGCCACCUUGGCACGAUAAACAUCAACUCCGUUAAAAUAACAAAAAUAAAAUCUAAUAAGUGACUUUUGACCAAUACUUUAUAAAAGUGUAUAAAUACAUAGUGCUUAGUGAACUGGUGAAGAUAAAGUACAGUGGAAACACUAGCAUAAAACUCGUAAAAACUUUAUCCAAACGUAGUGCAAACCACAUACUAAACUUUGAACUUUACGGUUUUCUGAGUGCUUUUUGCGUUUUUUUAAGACCCAGCAUCCCAAGCCGGAAUACUUUCAUGUGUGCAAUAGUGAAAAUAACAGAUCGAAGUGAAGAAUAUAAGGAGUGCAAAUUAUCAUAACCUAAAUCGUUGAUUUGCAAAUCAUCCUCCACCAAAAUAGCGCACUAAUUGCCUACAUAACGCCAUCUAUUAGAACAAGGGCACACUAUUACGCCACAACCAUUGUGACACAAACAUCGAUAUCUAGAGGCGAUCCACGGCUAUCAAUAUCAAUGAACCAACUAAGUAAUACACAAGCGCACCACUAGAGGGCACCACCUGUACUAAAAAUCUACACUAUCAAGGAGCUAACUAAGUAUUACACAGGCGCACCGCGAGAGGACAUCACCUGUACCAAAACAAACCAUAAUGAUGGAAGAAGUUUUAAACACGCUAAAAUCAAUAAAAAUAGAGCUAGACGAACAAAGAAUUGAAAUUAGAGAAACUGGAAAAAAUGUUACGGAUCAUGUCACACAGAAUAUUAGCAGUAUUUUCGAGGAGAAAUUUUUGGCCUGGGAAGGAAAACUUAGAGAAAUGAAAGACAUAGUGGAAAGUCAAGGAAAACAAAUCUACUAUCUGGAAAAACAAGCAAGAGUAAGAAAUUUGGUCUUUUUCGGUAUCGAGGAAAACGAAACAUCAUAUGAAAGUUUGGAAAGGAACAUAAUUAAAUGGAUUGAACAAUAUUUGUCUACUAAACUUACCUACAACGACAUCCAAGAGGUAAAAAGACUUGGAAAGAAAGGAGAGAGACCACGCCCAACUGUAGUAACUUUCACAACCCUAGGAAUAAAAAUUAGAAUAUUUAAACAAAAAGGAGCGUUGAAGGACACUCAGUACUACAUAAAAGAAGAUUACCCUAAACAUAUACUUGAAAAAAGAAAGGAACUGCAGGAGCAACUGAAAGUAGAGAGAGAAAAAGGAAAUACAGCUAUACUCAAGUAUGAUAAACUGAUUGUUUUGAAACACCAAAGUAAAAGAAAAUUCCCUUCAUCACCAGACACCAUCACGCCUACUAAACCGGACAAGCAUAUUCAAGCUAGUAAAAAAAAUAAGACACAACAGUCUAGCAAAACAGUCACUAGGUCAAACAGUAUUUCAGAAGGAGUCAUAAAACCUAGCAUGCUCAACUACUUAGUCAAUAACAAUGUUAAACCUAACCAAAAUAACAACAACAAAGAAAGUAAAAGUGAGAACAUGUAGCAAUUACGCCCCUCCUACCACACAGAUGCCAAAAUUGAACAAAUAAACAAACAGAAACAUAGGAAAAACAAUCUUCCAAUCCGGUUGGUCACCGUGGAAGAAUAUGACCAAAACCCUCCAAUGAAUACACGAACAGAGAAAAAUAAUACCCAACAGGAUUACCAACUAAAGAUAGCAACAUACAACGUCCGUACUCUUUCAUCGUAUGAUCGCUUGCUCGAACUUGAAGAGGCUAUAAGAAAUAUAAAAUAUGAUAUAAUUGGAAUAUCGGAAAUGAGAAGACACGGAAACAAAAUAGAAGAAUACAAUAACUUUAUAAUGUGCUACAUAGGACAAACCCCUGGCAAAUACGGGGUCGGUUUUAUAAUAAAUAAGUCCCUCAAAAAUAACAUAAUAAGUUUCAAUGGUAUAACAGAGCGAGUCGCAACACUACAUAUAAAUUUGCAGGGUCACAAAAUAUCCCUCAUACAAGUUUACGCACCAACGGAAUCAGCAAGCGAAUUUGAUAUUGAUGAAUUUUACAAUACAAUCGAGAAAGUCGUGUAUACAUCACACAAAACUACAAUAAUAAUGGGAGAUUUUAACGCUAAGAUUGGAACUCCCAAAGCAGAAGAAUAUUUAAUUACAAAACAGCAUGGAUAUGGCGAAAGAAACGAAAGGGGACAGAGACUGGUAGACUUUGCGCUCCAACAUAAACUCACUAUAAUAAACACAUGUUUUAAGAAAAACCCAAAGCAAAGAUGGACCUGGCGAUCCCCUAACGGACAAUACAAAAACGAAAUCGAUUAUAUUCUGUCAAACCAACCUGAAAUAUUCCAAAA